This is a messenger RNA of Salvia splendens (bonfire salvia), 1047 nucleotides long. RefSeq lists its product as uncharacterized. NCBI's taxonomy places the organism in Eukaryota, Viridiplantae, Streptophyta, Magnoliopsida, Lamiales, Lamiaceae. The transcript has 3 exons. The record is from RefSeq and is a predicted model, not a curated record. Bases 1 to 1047 code for a protein of 348 amino acids.
AUGGCAUCAUCACCGCCGUCGAGAUCACUACCGAUAUCUAGCUCGCCGUUCGAUGCCGCCGGGAUCGGCGGGCACAGUUACAUAAUACACACCGUUAGCAAAUACGACACUCUCGCCGGCGUCGCCAUAAAAUACGGUGUCGAGGUGGCAGAUAUUAAGAGGUUAAAUGGAUUGGUGACUGAUAUCCAAAUGUUUGCGUUGAAGACCCUUAAAAUACCAUUGCCAGGGAAGCACCCCAUGUCCCCCACCUUGUGCAAUGGCCAAGAGACUCAAUGGCCAAGCAGCUCCGAGCAGGACCCAUCCAGCAGUCGACAAUCUGAUUUAUUUGAUUCGUUUCAGUCUUUAAAAUUAAGUUCUUCAGAGCAUCAUAAUGUCUCACCAGCCAUGAACAGCUUACGAGGUUAUUAUGGUCUCAGACAACCAGAUGAAAAGGCUUCCUCCGAAGGUUUGGAGCGGAAUGGAAGAGCUAACUAUCUUAAGGAUGGGUCAUUUUACACACAUUCAAAACAUCCAUUGAGUCAUCAAAGAAAAUCGAGAAGUGUUGCUAAUAAUUUAAUGUAUGCAAAUGGUGGGCUGCAUAAUCCACUCUUGUCACCAGAAUCUGAAGAUAAUGGCACUAACAAAUGGAUUGAGAAGCUUUUAGGGAGGCGGCAAAAGUCUGAAACAGAACUAUCAUCUUGUCCCCCAGAAAAGCUUCUUAAGGAGGAAAGCAGCAGUAGCAGUGGUAUUUCAAGCGAAGGCUUGGCUCUCAGGUCCAAGGCAGCCACCAGAGCUUUUUCAGGCGAAGUAGAUGCUGACUCGGGUCGGCUGAACCCAAUUUCUUUAAAUUUGGGGGAAUCACCUCAAACUGACUCUGUCACUGUAGUACGGAAGUCAUCAAGUACAUCGAGUUUGAUGGAUACAGAUAUUAGUGCAUUAUCAUCUCUAUGGGCAACGUCUACGUGGAGUUUGAAGCCAGAUUUCCAGGCUCUCUCUUCUGCUGCGUUGCCUAUCUUUGAUGGUCUGCCUAAGCCAAUGAGCCGGAAAAACAAAGCUGCGCUCGAUUAG